UAUGCUGCUGCAUCGUUUCCGGUAUGUUUGUUUUAAUGCUUGUUAGCUGUUGUUGUCUGGUAAUUCAGCAUGAGUGUACGCAGAAAAGUAUUUAAAACGGUACAUUUUCAAAGACAGGAGAAGAAAUACUCCGAACAUUGCUGUGUCCCACUUUGUUCGGCUUCGUCCAAAUUUAACGGUGUUUUAAGUUUCCAUAGUUUUCCGACUCAGUCCGACUUGAGAAAACGAUGGCUGAUAAACAUACGCCGGGAUGAUUUCACUCUUACCACUCACACUAAGGUCUGUAGCAGACACUUUGCCACUGAUCAGCUCAUAGAGCCAACGACCCCUGAUGGUCGAAGAAGACUGAUUAAAGGUGCUGUACCAACGCUUUUUGAGUGGAAUGGCUUUAAAGUUGAGCCACUGCGGCGUAGUGUUUGGGAGAGAACAGAGCGACCCACUGAACUUGUCCAUCUUGAGGAGCAGGAAGAGCAGGGUCUCUCAAAUGAUCAUGACUACUGCUCAGUCCCUGAACCGUCUGCAUUGGACAUGUCUGCAUCAGCUGCAGAAGACCUGUGUAAAGAGGUAGAGGAUCUGAGGAAGGAAAUACAGGAGCUGCGUGUCCAGCGUGAGUUUGGAUUACAGCGGUUUGCUGGCUCCGACACCGACAUCAGAUUCUAUACCAGAUUUCCAAGCUAUGACCAUUUGAUGGCAUUUUGGUUUUUGAUUGAGCCUUGCAUUUAUAAAAUGGUCAGGGUCUCAAGAGCCAAAUCAGCUGCCAAGAGGAAUGAAGAAGUGGUGACACCUGCACGUUCAUCAACAAGGCAGCUGCUCCAGCCAAUCGAUGAGUUCUUUCUUUUUCUCGUCUUCCUGUCGGUUGGUUUGAAGGAGAGGGACCUGGCACAUCGAUUCAACAUACACCAGUCCACAGUGAGCCGUAUUAUUGCAACAUGGACAAGUUUUCUUGCCACUGCACUGGGGUCUCAAUGCAUCUGGCUUAUGCGUGCAGAAGUGCAGGCUUACCUCCCUGAGGAAUUUAAAGAUUUCCCAGACACCCAGGUCAUCCUAGACUGUACAGAGCUGAGAUGCCAAACACCAUCCUCACCACUACUCCAAAGUGAAAUGUACUCCUCAUACAACUCCCACUGCACUAUGAAAGCCCUGGUUGGCAUAGCUCCACAUGGUGCAGUGACAUUCAUCUCUGAUCUGUAUGGUGGUUCGAUUAGUGAUAAGGAGCUAUUCAAGCAAUCAGGCAUCGCUGAGAAGUUGACCGAAGACAUGGCAGUGAUGGUUGAUAAGGGCUUUCUAAUCAGUGACUGCUGUAAGUACAAAGUGUACUGUCCACCUUUCCUGUCUAAGCAGAAGCAGAUGCCAGCAUACCAGGUUAAGGAGACACAGGCCAUAGCCAGACUGAGAGUACAUGUGGAGCGAGUCAUUAGGAGGAUAAAACAGAACAAACUUUUUGAUGGCAUCAUCACCUUAUCACAUGUCUACAACAUCAACCAGCUGUUUGCAGUGGCAUGUAUGCUUUCAAAUUACCAGAAUACAGCUUUAGUUAAAAAAUGGGUUAAGUGA
This is a messenger RNA of Archocentrus centrarchus (flier cichlid), 1554 nucleotides long. RefSeq lists its product as uncharacterized. The record is from RefSeq and is a predicted model, not a curated record. NCBI's taxonomy places the organism in Eukaryota, Metazoa, Chordata, Actinopteri, Cichliformes, Cichlidae. Bases 70 to 1554 code for a protein of 494 amino acids. The transcript has 3 exons.